AAAGUUCAUUUCUUUUGACAGCAAAAACACAGACACCAUCUUUAUAAGCUGCCUCUCUGCUUCGUCUCGCACUGGGUCUCUUCUCUCUCUCUCACUCUCUCUCUGUCUCAGUGAGUAGUGCUCAAGCAAGAACAUUGCACAAUGCCUCCAUCGUCGAAAUGGGUUGCCAUGUCAAUGGCUGUUUCGUUGCUCCACCUCCUGUCUCGUGCCCCGGCGGUGGAAUCAUCUCUCGCUAUGUUGGACAGCAUCGCCCAGUUGCCGGGUCAGCCUCCUGUCGGGUUCCGGCAGUACUCGGGCUAUGUGACCGUUGACGAGCAGAAACAGAGGGCUCUGUUUUACUACUUCGCGGAAGCAGAGCUGGACCCAGCUUCGAAGCCUCUUGUCCUUUGGCUCAAUGGAGGGCCCGGUUGCUCUUCUCUUGGAGUUGGAGCGUUUUCUGAGAAUGGACCGUUUAGGCCUAGUGGAGAUGUGCUUGUCAGGAAUGAGUACAGCUGGAACAGAGAAGCGAACAUGCUGUACUUGGAAGCGCCGAUUGGAGUUGGGUUCUCUUAUUCAACCGAUACCUCCUCUUAUGAAGCUGUCAAUGACAAGAUCACUGGCAUGGACAAUCUGGCGUUCUUGCAAAGAUGGUUUGUCAAAUUCCCACAAUACAAAUACAGUAACUUGUUCAUUACUGGGGAGAGCUACGCAGGUCACUAUGUUCCCCAACUGGCAGAGCUCAUCCUUCAAAUCAACAGGAAUGAGAAGAUGUUCAAUCUAAAAGGCAUUGCUCUAGGUAAUCCGGUUCUUGAAUUUGCUACGGACUUCAACUCGAGGGCCGAGUUCUUUUGGUCACACGGAUUGAUUUCAGAUACGACAUAUAAAAUGUUCACUUCCAUCUGCAAUUACUCGAGGUAUGUGAGUGAAUACGCCCAAGGUUCCGUUUCACCUAUUUGCUCGUGGGUGAUGAGCCAAGUUAGCAAAGAAACAAGCAAGUUCGUCGACAACUACGAUGUUAUACUCGAUGUUUGUAUAGCAUCUGUAAUGUCACAAUCUAGACGUCUUAGUCCUCAGCGCGUUACUGAAACUGUAGAUGUGUGCGUGGAAGAUGAGACGGUUAAUUAUCUCAAUAGACGAGACGUGCAGAAAGCCCUCCAUGCACGGCUUGUAGGAGUUCGCAAAUGGGCUGUUUGCAGCGAUGUUCUUGAUUAUGAUUGGACAAACAUGGAAAUACCAACAAUCACUAUCCUAGGCAAACUAGUAAAGGCUGGAAUUCCUGUUCUAGUUUACAGUGGAGACCAAGAUUCUGUAGUACCGCUAACUGGAAGUCGAAGACUCGUCCAUGGGUUGGCAGAGGAAUUAGGCCUGAACACCACCAUUCCUUACAGAGUGUGGUUCGAGGGCCAGCAGGUUGGUGGGUGGACUCAAGUUUAUGGCAAUGUCCUUUCCUUUGCCACCAUCAGAGGAGCAUCGCACGAAGCGCCAUUCUCACAGCCUGAGAGAUCGCUUGUCCUCUUCAAAUCCUUCUUGGAAGGGCAGCCUCUACCGGAAGCGUUCUGAUCUAGUGAUCAGAUUUAGAAAAUGAACCUGAGAGUGUGAACAAAGUUUGAAUGCAAGAAAUUGCUGUUGUUUGCCGCAUGAGAAUGGAAAAUUUAAUUGGUUUUUUGUUUGUAGCUCUGGCUUGUCCACCCCAUGAAUUGUAAAAGUCUGUAAAUCUAUUGAGAAGGAAAGAAAUAGAAGAUAUAUGAGAAUCGAAAUGAAAGAAAAUUUGUUCUCUCA
Syzygium oleosum is the source of this 1758-nucleotide messenger RNA. RefSeq names its product serine carboxypeptidase-like 45. Gene Ontology annotation, cellular component: vacuole. The transcript has 10 exons. The record is from RefSeq and is a predicted model, not a curated record. Gene Ontology annotation, biological process: proteolysis. Bases 142 to 1539 code for a protein of 465 amino acids. NCBI's taxonomy places the organism in Eukaryota, Viridiplantae, Streptophyta, Magnoliopsida, Myrtales, Myrtaceae. Gene Ontology annotation, molecular function: serine-type carboxypeptidase activity.